Molecule: messenger RNA, 1077 nt
Organism: Indicator indicator
Lineage: Eukaryota; Metazoa; Chordata; Aves; Piciformes; Indicatoridae
Gene: RSAD2
Product: radical S-adenosyl methionine domain containing 2
Exons: 6
Coding region: 1-1077 (358 amino acids)
Biological process (GO): defense response to virus; positive regulation of immune response
Cellular component (GO): endoplasmic reticulum; mitochondrion; lipid droplet
Molecular function (GO): catalytic activity; 4 iron, 4 sulfur cluster binding
Source: RefSeq, a predicted model, not a curated record
AUGCCGCUGCGGGUGGUAGGGCGCCGGGCGCUGGCGCUGGUGCGGGCGGUGCUGGCGGCGCUGUGCGGGCGGCUGGAUGCGCUGUGCUGGAGCCUGCUGUCCCACUUCCUGCCCCUGCUCGGCUGGAGCUGGAGCCCGACCCUCAGCACCGCCGCCCCCACCGCGGGCGGCCGAUGGGAGGAGUGGGAAGCCGAGACCCCGACGCCCACCAGCGUUAAUUAUCACUUCACGCGGCAGUGCAACUACAAGUGCGGCUUCUGCUUCCACACGGCCAAGACCUCCUUUGUGCUGCCCCUGGAGGAGGCUAAGCGGGGUCUGAAGAUGCUCAAGGAGGCAGGAAUGGAGAAAAUAAAUUUCUCAGGAGGAGAACCGUUUCUUCAGGACAGAGGUGAAUUCGUGGGCAAGCUGGUCCACUUUUGCAAGCAGGAGUUGAAGCUACCAAGUGUCAGCAUCGUUAGCAACGGCAGCUUGAUUAGAGAACAGUGGUUCAAGAAGUAUGGUGAAUAUUUAGACAUUCUGGCAAUUUCCUGCGACAGUUUUGAGGAGGAGGUCAAUGCUUUGAUUGGCCGUGGUCAGGGGAAGAAGAACCAUGUGGAAAACCUGCAGAGGCUGAGACGGUGGUGCCGAGAGUACUCUGUGGCAUUCAAAAUCAACUCAGUCAUCAACAGGUUUAAUGUUGAGGAAGACAUGAAUGAGGAGAUCAAGGCCCUCAACCCUGUGCGCUGGAAGGUGUUCCAGUGCUUGCUCAUUGAAGGGGAGAACUGUGGUGAGGAUGCCCUGAGAGAAGCAGAGAAAUUUGUUAUCAGUGAUGAGGAAUUUGAACAGUUCCUGGCUCGCCACAAAGACAUCUCCUGUUUGGUACCUGAAUCUAAUCAGAAGAUGAAGGACUCCUACCUGAUUCUGGAUGAAUAUAUGCGUUUCCUAAACUGUAGAAAUGGACGGAAAGAGCCUUCCAGGUCCAUCCUGGACGUUGGUGUGGAAGCAGCUAUCAAAUACAGUGGGUUUGAUGAGAAGAUGUUCCUAAAGAGAGGAGGAAAGUAUGUGUGGAGUAAAGCAGACAUGAAACUGGACUGGUAA